This is a messenger RNA of Lolium perenne, 2194 nucleotides long. Its product is annotated as cysteine-rich receptor-like protein kinase 10. Gene Ontology annotation, biological process: protein phosphorylation. Lineage: Eukaryota; Viridiplantae; Streptophyta; Magnoliopsida; Poales; Poaceae. Gene Ontology annotation, cellular component: plasma membrane. Gene Ontology annotation, molecular function: ATP binding; protein serine/threonine kinase activity. The record is from RefSeq and is a predicted model, not a curated record.
GUCUAUGUGGAAGAAAAAGCGUCAAGCACACUAGACACUCCCGUCCCCGUCCCGCCAGCCGCUGCACCUCCUCACCCACCCACCCAUCAAUCUCGUCUUCAGUCUUCUGUCGGCUCCGGGCGCGCGCCAAACGCGAAUAUCGCGCAUGUUAGCUUGCCAUGGCGGCCAUAGUCACCACCAUCCUGCUCCUCCUACUCACACCUUCUCUGGUGGCCGCCGAUGUGUUCUGUGACAACGUCAAGGCCGUCGCAGCCAUCCUCUCCAAGAACGCCUCCUCUUCCCCGGUACACUUCGCCAGCACCACCUAUGGCCAAGCCCCCGACGUGGUCUCCGCUCUCGCGCUCUGCGGCGGCGACAUCCUCGACGGCUCCACCUGUGGCGUGUGCAUCACCAACUGGUUCGAUCAGGCGCUAAGCGUGCCGCAGUGCGCCAAGGUCGACUCCAACUACCGGGACUGCAUCAUUGCGUACGGUGGCGCCGCCGCCAACAUCCUAGCGGCACCCUCGAACGCCACGGGAGGAUCCGGCGACAACACGCCGCCCUUCGAGAACUGGAACAUCAGGAAUGUCUCCGGCGGCAACGUCUCCCUCAUCGCCGGCCUCACCCGCGAGCUGCUGGCGGCAACUGCAGAGAAGGCGGCUGGCACGGUUCCGAGCCGGUAUGCCACUGGCGUCAUGAACAUGGCGAGAGUGUCCACGACCUAUCCGAGCGUGUACUCGCAGGCGCGGUGCACGCCGGACCUGCCCGCCGACGAGUGCUCGGCAUGCCUGCGCCGUCUCCUCGGCAUGGUCAACUCCACCAUGUCCCUGCGCAUGGGUGGGCAGAUGGGUGUCACGCGUUGUUAUUUCAGGUACGACGCGUUUCAGUUCUACGCUGGUCAACCACUGUUAAGUCUGCCGGCGUCGGCGGCAGCUCCGACUCCGACCAAACGCAGGAGUAUAUUGUGGGUAAUUCCCGUAGUUGCAGUUCCUCUAAUUGCAGCAGCAUUUCUCCUCUCCAUCUGUUUCUUUCGUCGGCUUAAAAGGCAAAGAAAAGGGUCAAGAUACUGGAGGAAGAGGCAAGGGAAAAAUGCGGAGUUUUGUUUGUUUGACUUUGAAGAGCUACUGGAGGCUACAAGUAAUUUUUCAGAGGAAAACAAACUUGGAGAAGGUGGCUAUGGCACUGUCUAUAAGGGCCAGCUUCCAGAGGGGUUGGAGGUAGCGGUUAAGAGGCUUGCAUCACAUUCAGGGCAGGGUUUCAUAGAGUUUCAAAAUGAACUCCAGCUCAUAGCCAAACUACAACACAUGAAUUUGGUUAGGCUCUUGGGAUAUUGCUCACGAGAAGAGGAGAAAAUAUUGGUCUAUGAAUACUUGCCGAACAAAAGCCUGGAUUACUUCAUCUUUGAUGAGAAUAAAAGAGCUUUACUGGAUUGGUCAAAACUUGUAGCAAUAAUUGAGGGAAUAGCACAUGGACUUCUUUACAUGCAUAAGCACUCCCGGUUGCUUGUUAUACACCGAGAUCUUAAACCGAGCAACAUUCUCCUGGACAGCGAAAUGAAUCCAAAAAUUUCAGAUUUCGGGCUAGCAAAAAUAUUCAGCUCAAAUGACACCGAAGGAGACACUACAAGAAGAGUGGUUGGCACAUAUGGCUACAUGGCCCCUGAGUAUGCUUCGAAAGGCAUCUUCUCUGUUAAAUCCGAUGUCUUCAGCUUUGGUGUAAUAAUUUUGGAGGUCCUUAGCGGAAAACAAAAUUCUGGUCACCAACAAUGUGGAGAUUUCAUCAAUCUGCUUGGACAUGCAUGGCAAUUAUGGGAAGAUGGAAAGUGGAUAGAUCUGGUUGAUGCAUCAUUGGUUCCCUAUAGUCACUCCGCAAAGAUGAUGAGGUGCAUUAACAUAGCAUUGUUGUGUGUACAAGAGAAUGCAGUCGAUCGACCAACCAUGGGAGAUGUUGUUUCAAUGCUAAGCAAUGACACUAUGAUCUUGGAUGUGCCUAAGCAGCCAGCAUAUAUCAAUGUAAGAGUGGGAAAUGAAGAUUCUUCCACCGCUGCCGAGUCAUCUAGUAUUAAUGGCAUGACUAUAUGUGUCACACCAAGAUAGUAUUUUUUUUCGUGUUACUUUUUCUUUUCAAUUUUCAUGUUGUAGUAUUCAAAAACUUAGAUGUUUGUAUAACCGUAAGUUCAAGUGCUGUUUCAAAUGUGAGAUUUUGUACCUUCCAA